Molecule: messenger RNA, 1868 nt
Organism: Manduca sexta (tobacco hornworm)
Lineage: Eukaryota; Metazoa; Arthropoda; Insecta; Lepidoptera; Sphingidae
Product: gustatory and odorant receptor 22
Exons: 9
Coding region: 216-1523 (435 amino acids)
Biological process (GO): sensory perception of taste
Cellular component (GO): membrane; neuronal cell body; axon
Source: RefSeq, a predicted model, not a curated record
UCUAUAAUAGUCCCCCUUGCGUAGUAAUUGAUAUGCAAUGAACGACUUCGUAAUUUGACAUAAAAUUUAACGAAGUUUACCUACAUUGUUUACUUAACGGCACGAUAAUGUCAUAGCAUGUUUCAAGGGGACCAUUAAAUUCCCAUCACGCCAUUUCGACUUGAACUUUCUUCAUCGUCUCACUUCUAAGUCUUGCGCCGUUCUCGAUUUUCAGUAUGAUGAUGAUACCAGAUCACCUGUUCGACGAAGGAAUCAAUAACAGUAUGUUUGAAAACGAAAUGAAAUAUGUUCAAAAUAAAAAAACUGUGUAUGAUAGAACGCAACGAGAUUAUGAACAAGAACAAAGAGACUUGCUUAACUCACAAGAUGGCGACACGUGUGAAAUCCACGAUCAGUUUUAUCGCGAUCACAAACUUUUGUUGGUUCUGUUUCGGGCACUUGCUGUCAUGCCUAUUACUAGAUCGAGGCCAGGUACGAUCACCUUCAGCUGGAAAUCCUCUGCAACGAUGUACGCAAUUUGCUUUUAUAUAGCAGCCACCGCAGUCGUUUUAGUGGUCGGCUAUGAGCGUUUAAUGAUUUUGCGUUCAAUCCAACGCUUCGAUGACUACAUUUAUGCUAUUUUGUUCGUCGUGUUUCUCGUCCCACAUUUUUGGAUACCUUUCGUCGGUUGGGGAGUUGCUAACCAAGUUGCUGUUUAUAAGACUAAUUGGGGAAAAUUUCAGGUUAGGUACUAUCGAGUGACCGGGGAGAAUCUUCAAUUUCCAAAUUUGAAAACGUCAAUCGUUAUCAUAAGCGUGGGAUGUUUGCUUCUUGCCGUGUGCUUUCUCCUGAGUUUGUGCGCCCUUCUCGACGGCUUCCUGCUGAGACACACGAUGGCCUACUAUCACAUAAUUAUCAUGAUCAACAUGAACUGUGCACUCUGGUACAUCAACUGCAAAGCUAUUAAAAUUGCAUCGCAAAGUCUUGCUGAAAGCUUCCGCAGGGAUGUAGAGCGGGAAUGUUCGGCCAAGUUAAUAUCGCGGUACCGAUUUCUGUGGCUCAAUCUUUCAGAAUUGCUUCAGUCACUUGGAAAUGCAUAUGCACGGACUUAUUCUACAUACUGCUUAUUUAUGUUCUUCAACAUAACUAUCGCUGUUUACGGAGCGCUGUCGGAGAUCGUUGACCACGGCUUCGGGUUCUCUUUCAAAGAGAUGGGUCUCAUCGUCGACGCGGCAUAUUGCUCUACUUUGCUGUUUAUCUUCGCUGAUUGCUCUCAUAAGUCUACAUUGAAGGUAGCAGCUGGAGUUCAAGAUACAUUGUUGUCUAUAGACGUGUUGGCGGUUGAUAGACCCACACAGAAAGAGAUCGACCACUUCAUUCAAGCAAUAGAGAUGAACCCGGCUGUGGUUAGCCUCAAGGGAUACGCGCACGUUAAUAGAGAACUUCUGACAUCUGCAAUACGGAUGAUCGCAAUAUACCUAAUAGUGCUGCUCCAAUUCAAGAUAUCGUUGCCGAAAGAACCCCAAGCUGCCACCAUAGUAUAGCUACUUCAUAAUUCAACGCAAACGCCCCAGUUCGACUGGGGAUUUACCAUUGUCACUCAAAAGCAUUAUGGUAACUUUACUUUCGCGCGAGAUUUCCGGAAGUUAAAUCUUCGCAAACCAUACCUUUCAUUUCCACAGAGGGUAGCGCUUCAAGUAUUAAUUUGCAUGCCUGAAGUGAUUCACUCACUAAUUUGUUAAUUGUGCCUUAAAGUGUUUAAGUAGUGUUCAGAAAUUAUUAUAAUUACAUUUUUGUACAUAUAAAUCUAGCAAACAUAUACCCCCUUAUUCAUAGACUUUUUUAUCUAACGACCGAGUAAGGCUGUGAUAACAAGUCUGUUUCUCAGU